GUAGAUAUAUACAUUUACGAAUGAACAGAAGGCUCACACAAAUUGGAUCACAUCUGUUAACAAAAAUGGCUCGCAAAACUGACAUUCACCUCUACACGGCUCAGACGCCAAAUGGCAUCAAGGUCACGAUGUUGCUCGAGGAGCUCGGCCUGGAAUACAAGGUCACGGCCAUCGAGCUCGGCAAAAACACUCAGAAGGAGCCAUGGUUUCUCGACAUCAACCCUAACGGGCGGAUUCCAGCCAUGACAGACACCUUUACUGACGGUAGUACGAUCCGUCUAUUUGAGAGCGGCUCCAUCAUGCAGUAUCUUGUCGACCGCUAUGAUACAGGCCACAAGGUGUCGUAUCCUCAGGGAUCACGAGAGUACUAUGAGACGAAUAACUGGCUGUUUUGGCAGAUGGGCGGCCUUGGGCCAAUGCAAGGCCAAGCCAAUCACUUUGCCCGUUAUGCGCCGGAGAAAAUCGAGUAUGGUAUCAACAGAUACCAGAAUGAGACUCGUCGACUGUAUGGUGUCAUGAACACCCAGCUUGGGAAGACCAAUGCAUACCUUGUUGGCGACAAGAUCACCAUCGCUGAUUUGUCGUCUUGGGGAUGGGUAGCUGGCCAUCACUGGGCAGGGAUAAACAUCGACGACUUCCCACACUUGAAGGCCUGGCUGGAGCGAGUCCUUGCCCGGCCUGCAUCUGAGAAGGGCCGCCAUGUGCCAUCCAGGCACACUGCCUUGGAACAGAAGAACCUGUCCCAAGAGGAGCUCGACAAGAAAGCAGAGCAGGCCAGGGCAUGGGUUCAGCAGGGCAUGGCUGCGGAUGCGAAGAAAUGAUUACUUCUGAAAACCUGUAAACGAGAAUGGCAUCCCCAAGCUCCGAAUCUGCCAACCCGGGAGACUUCGAAUUAGUUGAUAGCGUCAGGUGAUGAGGCCUUCAUGAUGUAGCACCCCUAAUUGUGGCCAUACUCAGGCAGUGGAAGUAAUGCAACUUCGUAACAACUCACGUACAGGGCAUUCAAAGUGGACGUAUGUCGGACUACAGCGUUGGGGGCUCUUUUAUGAUCACGUGAUAUGCCCGACUCAUUCAUUGUGGAGACAAGGAGGUCCAUUGGUGGCGAUAAAAAAAGUUACUUUCCAACCCACC
Molecule: messenger RNA, 1131 nt
Organism: Phialemonium atrogriseum
Lineage: Eukaryota; Fungi; Ascomycota; Sordariomycetes; Cephalothecales; Cephalothecaceae
Product: glutathione S-transferase
Exons: 7
Coding region: 21-821 (266 amino acids)
Source: RefSeq, a predicted model, not a curated record